This is a messenger RNA of Daldinia decipiens, 1877 nucleotides long. Its product is annotated as glycoside hydrolase family 5 protein. Bases 380 to 1810 code for a protein of 476 amino acids. Gene Ontology annotation, molecular function: hydrolase activity, hydrolyzing O-glycosyl compounds. The record is from RefSeq and is a predicted model, not a curated record. Lineage: Eukaryota; Fungi; Ascomycota; Sordariomycetes; Xylariales; Hypoxylaceae. The transcript is spliced from 4 exons.
AAAAUUUAUGGUUGGCAUAGGGCUAGCCCAACAACGAUUUAACCUCUAUGAUACAUCCGUACCUAAUGAAGAUGAUAAAGAAAAAUACGAAUCCAUGCCAUCCGAGUAUCUAAAGUUAGCAGAUCUUUGACUGUUCGAUACGCCUAUCCCCACUACAGAUCGGGAACUAUCAUCCAAUGAAAAUGGUUUCGUUGGGAGAUCGGCUUAACAUGUCACCUUUCUUGGCUAUAAAUACGAAACGGUGCUGAUGAAACGAUUAUGCGCCCGCUGAAAUGCUCGUAUUGGUUGGGUGUGUAUGAUAAAUCAAAAGUCGGGCGUGGAAACAUAAUAGCUAUGGGUUUGAACUUUUCAACUUCAACUCCACCGACAUUCGUUUAAAAUGGCAAAUCGUAUAUGGCGGUAUUGGCUAGCCGCCUGUCUAACCAUCGUUGGAGUUUUCGCUUCAUCAAAUGCGCCGCGUGCGACUUGGCCGAACGGGCCUUUCGUCACUUCGGACCGGUGGAUCCAUGAUGCCGCCGGCUCAACCGUCACCUAUGUCGGCGUUAACUGGCCGGGAUCGCUCGACACCAUGAUCCCGGAAGGUCUACAGUAUCAGUCUAUUGAAUCAAUCAUUUCCCGGAUCAAGAGUCUAGGCAUGAACACGAUUCGGCUCACAUACGCCACUGAGAUGAUAGAUCAAUACUAUGAUAAUGGGGAGACCGACGUAACGAUUCAGAAGGCUCUCACCGAUGCUUUGGGACAGGAUGGUGGAAAGGCAGUGUACGAUAAGAUCAUUACCAACAACCCGUCUUUGAAUGCAAAGACGACGCGGUUACAGGUUUAUGACGCUAUUGCGGCUGAGUGUGCGAAGCAAGAGAUCUAUGUCCAUUUAGAUAACCAUAUCUCAAAAGCUGGCUGGUGCUGCAGCCCCCUUGACGGGAACUCCUGGUGGGGGGACGAAUUCUUUAACAUUGAGAACUGGACCCGAGGCCUAUCUUUCAUGGCAACUCAUGGGAAAACAUGGCCAAGCCUUACGUCGAUGUCUCUGCGAAAUGAGCUUCGCAUACCCCUGAACAACCUUACACUUGCCAGCAGCUCCUACAGCUGGGAACGCUGGUAUACUUAUAUCAAACAAGGCUCAAGCGCCAUUCAUAAAGCCAAUGAAGAUGUCCUGAUAUUCCUCUCAGGUCUAGAUUCAGAUCUAGAUUUAAGCCCUGUAGUUAACGGAACAGCACUCACACCCGGAUCGGCUACGUUUAAUAAAGACGAUUUCUCAGGUUUCGCGAAUAAACUGGUUCUUGAGCUGCAUGCAUACGACAACAUCUUCGGACCUGGGCCUAGCAACUGUACUACGGUUCAAGUCAAAUUGUUUAAUGCUGGAUUCAAGGCCUUGACAGACGAAGCUAAGAAUCAGUUCCCAGUUGUCUUGACGGAGUUCGGUCUCGUACAGAAUGGCACAGCGGCGCAAGACCCAUAUAUCUCAUGCCUCUUAGAUUAUGUACCUUCGGCGAAUGCUGGCUGGAUGAUCUGGGAAAUAGGGGGAAGCUACUAUAUCCGCGAAGGAACUCAGGAUCACGAUGAAAGCUGGGGCUUAUUGACACACGAUUGGUCAGAUUGGAGGUCUUCGGAUUUUGCCAAUAACGCCCUAGCAUCUGCGGCAAAACGAACAUUCACAAUCGACCCGAACUCAGCAGGCAAUAUUUCUCCCGGCACAGCCAACAGCGAUAAAUCCCAGGGGGCGAGUAUGAUAGCCAUGCGCGCUUCAGCUUUCUUCGAUUUACCACUAUCACUCCUCGUCGCGAUACUUGUUGGGUUUGUAUCUGUUUUUUAAUAUAAUAUAAUGCUAGAUGAGCAUGGGCUUCAGCGCCUAGAUAUUAAUAAGAGCUGAAUUAUGGACA